This is a messenger RNA of Oncorhynchus masou masou (cherry salmon), 6721 nucleotides long. Its product is annotated as transcription factor p65-like. Gene Ontology annotation, molecular function: RNA polymerase II cis-regulatory region sequence-specific DNA binding; DNA-binding transcription factor activity, RNA polymerase II-specific. Lineage: Eukaryota; Metazoa; Chordata; Actinopteri; Salmoniformes; Salmonidae. The transcript has 11 exons. Gene Ontology annotation, biological process: non-canonical NF-kappaB signal transduction; response to cytokine; canonical NF-kappaB signal transduction. The record is from RefSeq and is a predicted model, not a curated record. The coding region runs from base 143 to 1984 and encodes 613 amino acids. Gene Ontology annotation, cellular component: cytoplasm.
AAUUGCAUUAGAGUCUCGAAGUUGGGGGUGGCGAGAGAGAGGCGAAAUAACAAGCUGUCAAGAGAAGGUGACACCGUGUUUAAGGGACAAACAACCUAUAGGGAAAAGGCUAUUCGAUUAAUCACGGUGGCCGACUUUGGAAAUGGAUGGAAUUUAUGGAUGGGAACAGCCCUCUUUGAACCAAGGUAAUCCCUUCAUUGAGAUCAUUGAACAGCCCAAGCAGAGGGGCAUGAGGUUCAGGUACAAGUGUGAGGGGCGCUCUGCGGGAAGCACCCCGGGAGAGAAGAGCAAUGACACCACCAAGACACACCCCGCCAUUAAGGUGCACAACUACAAUGGCCCCCUGCGUGUCCGCGUCUCCUUGGUGACCAAGAACCCACCUCACAAGCCCCACCCCCACGAACUGGUGGGGAAAGACUGCAAACAUGGUUACUAUGAGGCAGACCUGCAGGAGAGACGAGUACACAGUUUUCAGAACCUGGGCAUUCAGUGUGUGAAGAAAAAGGAUGUGGCUGAGGCAGUUUCCUGUAGGCUGCAGACCCAAAACAACCCCUUCAACAUUCCUGAGGCGAACAUGUGGGAGGAGUUUGACCUAAAUGCAGUGAGGCUGUGUUUCCAGGCCUCGAUCACUCUGCCUACCGGGGAACUCUGCCCUCUGGAGCCCGUGGUGUCCCAGCCCAUCUAUGACAACAGAGCACCCAACACAGCAGAACUGAAGAUCUGUCGAGUGAACAGAAACUCUGGAAGCUGCAUAGGGGGGGAUGAGAUCUUCUUACUUUGUGACAAAGUGCAAAAAGAGGACAUCGAGGUGCGGUUCUUCCAGGGCUCGUGGGAGGGGAAGGGCACCUUCUCCCAGGCGGACGUACACAGGCAGGUGGCCAUUGUGUUCUGCACCCCGCCCUACUGCGACACCAACCUGACCGAGCCAAUCCGAGUGAAGAUGCAGCUCCGCAGGCCCUCGGAUCGUGAGGUCAGCGAGCCAAUGGACUUCCAGUUCCUGCCCUCCGACCCAGAUGAAUAUAGACUGAUGGAGAAGAGAAAACGGACAGAGGGAAUGUUACAGAAUCUGAAGCUGGGGUCCCUGAUGUCGGGGACCAUGCCAGCAGAGACGAGGCCAUUCAACAUUGCCAGGAGAACAGUCACCGCCAAGCCAGCAGCUAGCCAGCCUGUGAUGAACCCAGUGGCGCCCCCUAGUGCCUUCUCUGUGAAGCCCCAGCCCUACUACAACGGCCCCCAGCCAGGCAAGUUGUUUCAAACCCAGCCCAAAGCAGAAGCCUCCUCCACCGCAGCCGAGACCUGGAAGUUCCUCAACAGCCUGACUCUGGACUCCCAGCCCAAAGCCACCCCUGUGGCCAGCUUCACCACCAACCCCCCGGCCUCUGCAGCCACAGCCGCCUCCUCCCAGGCCUUUCCCACCGUAAACCUGUUGGACUUCAACGGAUUCGCUUUCCACAACUUUGCUUGUCCCCAGGAGCCGGUGAGUGCAGCCCCUACACCAGAGCCCACCUCUACCUUUGGGGUCCAAGGCUCCCAGUUCAAGGUGGAUGAGGAGCUACCCGAAUUCCCCAGCUUUUCUGAGGCACAAGUGCCAGGGACUCUAGAUAGUAUAAACAUUGAAGAAUUCCAGGCUAUGCUGGGCCAGAGUUGUCUGGCUGGAGAAGGGCCAAAGAGCAGUGAGGCGUCAGCCCCUCAGGCACCCUGCCACUCACCCUCCACCAACACUGUGGCCAACAACGCGGCCCAGAACCAAGCAGACCCAGCCAACCACCACACCGGCUGUGGCGGCAGCACCUGGAUGAACUACCCCAACAGCAUUGUCAGCCUGCUCCAGAACGAGGGCAUGAUGGACAGUUCCCCCGGCAACGCCAGCCAGCCGGCCGCCCUUGACGACCUGGACGUCUUAAGCUCCAUGGACGAAGACCGUCUCAUGUCCAUCCUGAACAGUGGCAACCAAUACAGUUUUGUGCCUGGACAUCAGACCUAAGAGACAACCGUGUGAUUUGACUGACAUGUUUACUGACAUAAUCCCCCUGGUAGACUACUUUUAUCUGUGCCUUUGAGACCCUGGGCCCGGUUGCAUAAAACAACUUAAGUUAAUUUCCCCCUUGUAUUUUCUUGUAACUUUAAGUCAGUUGCACAAGAUGUGUGAAUUUUCCCUGUUUUAAAUUAAGUACAAAAGUUAAGGGUGUCCACGAGGUCCCUUAACUGCCUCAUUAUGUAUGGUUGUCAAUGGAAACAGCAUAUAUAGAGGUGAAUGUUGAUUUUCAUCUGCUCUGGUUACAAAAGGAAAAUGUCACCCAGCUAGCUACUUAGCUAAACAAUGGAAGGUGCACGAUCCAUGGCUACAAAAGGAAAACAUCAACCAGCUAGCUACUUAGCUAAACAAUGGAAGGUGCACGAUCCAUGGCUACAAAGCUAGCUGGCUAGUUAGCUACAGCUACAGUGGGGCAAAAAAGUAUUUAGUCAGAAACCAAUUGUGCAAGUUCUCCUACUUAAAGAUGAGAGGCCUGUAUUUUCGUCAUAGGUACACUUGAACUAUGUCAGACAAAAUGAGAGAAAAAUCCAGAAAAUCACAUUGUAAGAUUUUUAAUGAAUUUAUUUGCAAAUUAUGGUGGAAAAAUAAGUAUUUGGUCAAUAACAAAAGUUUAUCUCAAUACUUUGUUAUAUACCCUUUGUUGGCAAUGACAGUGGUCAAACGUUUUCUGUAAGUCUUCACAAGGUUUUCACACACUGUUGCUGGUAUUUUGGCCCAUUCCUUCAUGCAGAUCUCCUCUAGAGCAGUGAUGUUUUGGGGCUGUUGCUGGGCAACACGGACUUUCAACUCCCUCCAAAGAUUUUCUAUGGGUUGAGAUCUGGAGACUGGCCAGGCCACUCCAGGACCUUGAAAUGCUUCUUAUGAAGCCACUCCUUUGUUGUCGGGGCGGUGUGUUUGGGAUCAUUGUCAUGCUGAAAGACCCAGCCAUGUUUCAUCUUCAAUGCCCUUGCUGAUGGAAGGAGGUUUUCACUCAAAAUCUCACGAUACAUGGCCCCAUUCAUUCUUUCCUUUACACAGAUCAGUCGUCCUUGUCCCUUUGCAGAAAAACAGCCCCAAAGCAUGAAGUUUCCACCCACAUGAUUCACAGUAGGUAUGGUGGUGUUUGGAUGCAACUCAGCAUUCUUUGUCCUCCAAACACAACGAGUUGAGUUUUUACCAAAAAGUGACAUUCUCCCAAUCUUCUUCUGGAUCAUCCAAAUGCUCUCUAGCAAACUCCAGAAGGGCCUUGACAUGUACUGGCUUAAGCAGGGGGACACGUCCUGCACUGCAGGAUUUGAGUCCCUGGCGGCGUAGGGUGUUACUGAUGGUAGGCUUUGUUACUUUGGUCCCAGCUCUCUGCAGGUCAUUCACGAGGUUUCCCCUGUGUGGUUCUGGGAUUUUUGCUGUGAUAAUUGUGAUAAUUUUGACCCCACGGGGUGAGUCUUGCGUGGCGCCCCAGAUCGAGGGAGAUUAUCAGUGGUCUUCCAUUUCCUAAUAAUUGCUCCCACAGUUGAUUUCUUCAAACCAAGCUGCUUACCUAUUGCAGAUUCAGUCUUCCUAGCCUGGUGCAGGUCUACAAUUGUGUUUCUGGUGUCCUUUGACAUCUCUUUGGUCUUGGCCAUAGUGGAGUUUGGAGUGUGCCUGUUUGAAGUUGUGGACAGGUGUCUUUUACACUGAUAACAAGUUCAAACAGGUGCCAUUAAUACAGGUAACGAGUGGAGGACAGAGGAGCCUCUUAAAGAAGAGGUUACAGGUCUGUGAGAGCCAGAAAUCUUGCUUGUUUGUAGGUGACCAAAUACUUAUUUUCCACCAUAAUUUGCAAAUCAAUUCAUUAAAAAUCCUACAAUGUGAUUUCCUGGAUUUUUUUCUCACAUUUUGUCUGUCAUAGUUGAAGUGUACCCAUGAUGAAAAUUACAGGCCUCUCUCAUCUUUUUAAGUGGGAGAACUUGCACAAUUGGUGGCUGACUAAAUACUUUUUUGCCCCACUGUACUCUGUAAGCUAGCUUGACGCACAAGAAAAUAAUAUAAACAAGUUGAGAAACAAAGUAACUACAAGGAAGUGGUUUAUUAUCUGAAGCAAUUUGGUUAUCCUGUCUUGAUUGUAGAAGUUCUAUUUUGCCAUCUCACAAAAUGAAAGCGAUCUCUUGAGGAGAUGUUUAGUCAGUGAAACAGGCCAUCUCCAUGGUAACCAGAUAAUCCUUCCGCUAUACGUGCCUUCAAGCUACCCUAAAACCCCUUAAGUAUGCCCUAACCUAAGGAAAUAUUUGAGGGGCUCUAUGCAACGCCCUUAAACAAUUCCCUUGGGUAAGGGGAAAUUAGUCCAAAAGGAAAACCCUUACGGGAAACACUUAAGAUUUAUGCAACUGGCCCAGCUCCCUUCCAACCCAACUUCCCUUUGUACUUUUUGUGCUAUUCUAAAGGGCUUCAAAGGACAGUCAUUUGAAGGCUGGCAAAUAGAAGUGUCCGAAAGUGGUGCUUUCUGCUCUCUUCCCUAUGUGGAUUGUGGACAUGCUUAUUAGGAGAGCUGCAGAACCCUGCCUGUACACAAUUAACAGAGGGAAGGGAGAGCUACAGGGAAGUAGCCCGUUUGUAUCUGCCAGUAUGUGAGCAAUUGCAACGCCCGAGGGUGAGCUGAAUCGUCCCUUUUUGUCACCCCUAAAGAUACACCACCACUGGGUUCUGUAUAAGCCCAGGCUUGUUUCUUAUCUCCAAAGGCAGUGGUAUUUCCUUCUGGUCCCAAACGAGCUUCAGGGUUUCUAAAUGAGUCCACUUCAAUCAUUCAGUUAGAGAAUAGGACGAAAUCAAACGUUAAAAGUUUAAUUUGAUUUAGUCCUGUUCGUCCUCUAAAUAUCAUUACAUUUGAAAUCAAACCAGAGCUUGAAAGCCUAGGCCUUUUGUACGGUCUACUUUUAGUUGAAUUAUGUGUUGAAUUCCAACCAUGGCUGUUGAUGACUUUGCAGAUGCUAUACAGGCCUAAAUAGCAUCACUGAUGACAAAAGCGAUAAAGUAUGGUCACAUUUAAUUUGCUCUGUUAAAGCUACUCUUUGGAAUGACGUAUAGCAACAGUGAAUUUAUUUAGUUUUAAAGUGGAGAUCUCUCAACAAUCAUUCUCACGAACAGCACAUUGGUAAUAGUCAUUGUCAAACAUAGCUAAUCAGGGCUGGGCUUGGUUAAAACCCUGGCUGGGAGACCAAAGGGUAGCGUUGAUGGAUCAAUUCUCUAGGAGGUGCUGCCCAGCCUGUUGUUUUUACUUAUACGUUAAAGAUCUGACAUUGUUUUAACUUCAACAUUUUAUACAAGGUUUGUAUAUGUUGAAAUUUGAUUCAACCAGUUUGUGCCCUGUGGGUAUUGGCUAAAUAUUCGAGGUGAGGAGAAAUUGCUGAGCCAACAGACCAGGAGUUGAACCUGCCAACCAAUCAAUUGAUCACAAAAUGUGACCGUUGUUCUAUUAUGGGGAGUAGGGUGAGUUUAGCAUUUUCCCCACUUACAGUUGAGUGGGUAUACUAACGUAGUGGAAUAUCACCAUAAAGCAAGAUUGCAAUUUCAAUGUACAUAAGCCCUAGGUGAUGAUAUACACGGAGUAUACAAAACAUUGGGAACACCUUCCUAAUAUUGAGUUGCCCCCCCCCUUUUACGCUCGGAAACAGCCUCAAUUCGUCAGGGCAUGGACUCCACAAGGUGUCAAGUGUUCCACAGGGAUGCUGGCCCAUGUUGAUUCCAAUGCUUCCCACAGUUGUGUCAAGUUGGCCUUUGGGUGGUGGACCAUUCUUGAUACACACUGGAAAGUGUUGAGCGUGGAAAAACCUGCAGCAUGGCAUUUCUUGACAAAAUGGUGUGCCUGGCACCAUACCACAUUCAAAGGCGCUUACAUUUUGUCUUGCCCAUUCACCCUCCGAAUGGCACACCUACACAAUCCAUGUCUCAAGGCUUAAAAAUCCUUCUUUACCCUGUCUCCUACCUUUCAUCUACACCGAUUUUUGAAGUGGAUUUAACAGGUGGCAUCAAUAUGGGAUCAUAGCUUUCACCUGAUUUGUCUUAUGUCAUGGAAAGAGCCAGUGUUCUUAAUGUUUUGUAUACUCUGUGUACGUGACCUAUAGUACUCACCUUGAUGACGGGAUAUCUUAACGUUAUGUACAGCUUUAUCAUGUCAACAUCUGCAAGUAUAACUUGUCAUUUUAGGUUAAAAUGUUCAAUACAUCUUUGGAACAGGAAGGAUAUUGCUGUUUAUAAAUGUACAAUAUGCUAGAAUGUAUUAGAUUCAUUGUUAAUAUAUCAGUUAAAAAUAAGACUCAUUCCAUAUCAUGUUAAUAGUUUUGAGUCAGUAUCUCAAUAUAUUUCUGUCCAUCACUAUGUCAAUUAUGCUUAUUCUCAGUGCAGUUUUCAUUAUUACAUUUUGCUGUAUGGUAUAUGAACAUCAGUGGCAGUUUAUUUUACAUGGUCAAUUAGCACGUUUAAACCAUAACCUUGUACUUAUUCAGUGCUGCUUUAAUGAAAAAUGUCAUAUUUUGUACAAGUAUAAAGUACCAGUCAAAAGUUUGGACACAACUACCCAAUCCAGGGUUUUACUUUAUUUUUAAAAACUAUUUUCUACAUUGUAGAAUAGUAGUGGAGACAUCAAAAGCAUGAAAUAACAGAUAUGGAAUCAUGUAGUAACCAAAAUAUUGUUUAAACAAAUCAGAAUAUAAAAAAAAGUGAGAUUUCAAAGUA